Molecule: messenger RNA, 2106 nt
Organism: Procambarus clarkii (red swamp crayfish)
Lineage: Eukaryota; Metazoa; Arthropoda; Malacostraca; Decapoda; Cambaridae
Product: tol-Pal system protein TolA
Source: RefSeq, a predicted model, not a curated record
GUGGUGGGGGCCGACGAGCGGGUGAACCGUUGUAGCAGUGCCUGUGUUUCCCUUCUCGCCGUCUCUCCUGCUCCGGUGACUCUCUGGGUUCCAGCCCUUCUCACCUACUCUUGCCGUGUCAACAGAGACGUAAUGACACUAUCGUCGACGGUGCUGACAGCGGGACUGCUGGCGGUGACAGCAGUGGUGCUGCUCUUCAGUAAUCGAAGCCUUAACACCACCUUGAAGCAAGACAAGGAGCGGUCCUUGGUCGGCUUCAAGAAAAGAGAUGAGGAAAUACUUGAUUGCAAAGACUUGCUUCAACGGGAGAAUAAUCUUCGAACUGGCUACGAACAGAAGAUCAAAAAGACGGAGGAGGAGAAGGUGGGGUUGACAGCUGAGGUGAACCGCAAGAAAGAUGAAGUGGCUAAGCUACAGAAGUCUACAGCAGAGGCGGAGGCGAAGAAGAAAGAAGUCGAAGCCUUGACCAAGAGCAAGGAGGACUUCAAGAAACAGCUGAACGAGACCUUGAAGCGCGUCACGGAUGCUGACAAGGUCAAGGCCGACCUGCAGGCCAAGUUGACGGAGGCGCUGGCCAAGAAGAGUCAAGCAGAUGCAGCAGCAGCGGCAGCCAAGGACCAAGCUGCUAAAGCCAAGGCCGCCAAAGGUUAAUACCUUAAAGGCGUAUUUAAUGCCAAUAUCAUCUUGUCCCUUUCCUAUAACAUUAACCGCCCAAAUGAGCUUUUGAAAGCGGAUUCAAGACCAACAAUCAAUCGUUAGAACACUCUCCACAGCCUCGUACGUCGUGAGUUGUAGCUCCUGGUCCCCGCCUGUCUGUGUGCACAACCACAUCCACUCGAAAAUCAUCUGUCUGCUUUCGUAUCAUCCCCCCUCCCCCCCCCCUUGUAUGGGGUUCCAAAGAUUAAGGGGGAGAUAAUAUCACUGUUAAUGGCCAUUUCAGUUGUUAAACUAGCACAGUUAAAGAGUGUGCACUUAACACCUUUAAAAGCACCUUUGUGUGGUGUGAUACAUGAUGAUUGUCUUAUACAUACAUGUAUACUUCUCAUAUAGUGAUAUGUGUAUACUUUUCAUACACUGAUUCGUGUAUAGUCGUCUGAUACAAUGUAUUUUAUAUUCCUCUGUUUGUAUACUUCUCAUACAGUGAUGUAGGUAUACUUUUCAUACACUGAUUCGUGUAUAGUCGUCUCAUACAAUGUAUUUUAUAUUCCUCUGGUUUGUAUUUUAACAAUGUAUUAUUUUUAAGAACAAGUAUAAGGAGGUGUAUUAGUAUGAUAAUACACAGAUAACUUAGUAGAUUAUUCUAUCACAGCUUCAGUGUGUGUUUACACUAAGCUCAGUGUUUACACUAAGCUCAGUGUUUACACUAAGCUCAGUGUUUACACUAAGCUCAGUGUUUACACUAAGCUCAGUGUUUACACUAAGCUCAGUGUUUACACUAAGCUCAGUGUGUCUACACUAAGCUCAGUGUUUACACUAAGCUCAGUGUUUACACUAAGCUCAGUGUGUCUACACUAAGCUCAGUGUCUACACUAAGCUCAGUGUUUACACUAAGCUCAGUGUUUACACUAAGCUCAGUGUUUACACUAAGCUCAGUGUUUACACUAAGCUCAGUGUUUACACUAAGCUCAGUGUUUACACUAAGCUCAGUGUUUACACUAAGCUCAGUGUUUACACUAAGCUCAGUGUUUACACUAAGCUCAGUAUUUGCUUACACUAAACUCAGUGUGUCUACACUAAACUCAAUCUCUGAUCACAGUAAACAAUCUCUGUCUACAUCACAAAAGCCACAAAACAGCCUAAAUACCCUCUCUAUAAGUCUAACACCAUCUUACUUGAAAAGUAAAGUAGUUCUAUUAAUUUUAAGUUAGUAAAUGUUAAUUAAGAGUAAUUACACCGUGUCGGAUCGAGGCGGGCAGCGUUCGCCUACAAGAACUUCAAGUCGGAUUUGAGACCGUUCUUGGAGCCAUAGAAAACGACUGUCAUGACGGUCUUUGCCUAGAAGCGGUGACUGUCUUAAAAAAUCGCUGUUAACCCGUUCUUGUUUCUUGUAAUAUGUAAAUUGUGUCUGUGUUUUGAGAAAUAAAGAAUUUUUUGACAUAGUAUAAC